This is a messenger RNA of Perkinsus marinus ATCC 50983, 1188 nucleotides long. Its product is annotated as ap endonuclease, putative. Gene Ontology annotation, molecular function: phosphoric diester hydrolase activity; DNA-(apurinic or apyrimidinic site) endonuclease activity; double-stranded DNA 3'-5' DNA exonuclease activity. Lineage: Eukaryota; Perkinsozoa; Perkinsida; Perkinsidae. The transcript has 9 exons. Gene Ontology annotation, biological process: base-excision repair. The record is from RefSeq and is a predicted model, not a curated record. Gene Ontology annotation, cellular component: nucleus. Bases 1 to 1188 code for a protein of 395 amino acids.
AUGAAGAGGAACGUGCUGCUAACAGACUUCUUCAAAAAGGUGGAGAACCCUAAAGCCACUAAGAUACCUAAAGUGACAGUUGUCUCGAGAGUACCGGAGACCAUUCGGCUGAUGGCCUGGAACGCUGACAGUUUACUGAAUCGAAUUAAGAACAAGGAGACGGCGAAAGAGAUAGCCAAAGUCGUGAAGGACCAUGACGUGAACGUCCUGUGUGUCUGCGAGGUCCGUAUGGCGUGUGAGUCCUGUUCCUCCACAGGGGCGAUUGACCGGGUGAACUCGAAUCAGGGGGCGGAGCGAGAUCUAGUCGUGAACUUCCUCACACGUCAAUGUGGCUUCGAUCAGCUUUACUUCAGCUUGAGAAACAUAAAACAGGCUGGAGUGGGCAUGUUUAUGAGGAAAAUGCCUAAACCCGAUCGGGUCCAUUUUAAAAUCCCUGGCACUGAAGUUGGCGGCGACGGCUUCCACCAUCCUGAGGGGCGAAUCAUCUUAGCCGACUUUGCUUCUGAGAACCUACAGCUUCUGCUCACAUACGUGCCCAACAACGGGUGGACUGAAGACUCCUUUGCUAAACGACGACGGUUUGACUGUGAGGUUAAGAGCUUCCUCGCGAAUGCCAAGUCCCAGGGGGAAAGGAUCAUCUGGCUUGGAGACUUGAACGUAGCUGCCAGUUGGAACGACGUCGGUCCCAACCCUGCAUGGUUCAGACGACAGAAGCAGAGUCCAGGCUUGUGCGAUGAUGACGUCGGGCAGCCAGGCUUCACCCAAGCUGAGCAAAAUAGGUUCGCUGAGCUGUUAGAGGCAGGGGGUCUGAUCGAUUCCUAUCGGCAGUGCCAUCACGAGGAGGAUUGGGAGAAGGACGCUACUUGGAGGGGGGCUCCAGGGAAGCCCCCGAACCCACCAGAGUUCGGUAGAUUCUAUGGCAAAGGGAUGCGAAUCGACUAUGUUCUCGUACCUGAGUCUAUGAAAGAUGAUAUACUUAGUGUCGAGAAUCUAGGCAUUGGUAAGGAGCGUAAAGGGUUCAUGGGAAGUGACCACGCCCCUCUCCUCGCGGCAAUCAAGGUUAGCCAACCCGCAGUGUUAUCCGAGGACCCGGUAGGAGACACUAGUCACUGCGAGUUAGCCUCGAGGGGGUCGAUGGAAAGAGACGUGGAAACACCGCCCUCCGAAGUUGUCGAACUCGACGAUUAG